AUGUUAUCAUUUUGUCCGGCAUGUAAUAAUAUGUUAUUGGUUAAAUUAGCAGACAGUGGUAUAUAUACUUUAUCCUGUCCUUCAUGUCCAUAUGAAUUCCCUAUAGAGGGUAUAGAGAUAUAUGAUAGAAAGAAAUUGGAAAGAAAGGAAGUCGAUGAUGUUCUUGGUGGUGGAUGGGAUAACGUUGAUCAAACAAAAGUUCAGUGUCCUAAUUAUGAUAAAUGUGGUGGUGAAAGUGCAUAUUUCUUCCAACUACAGAUUAGAUCGGCUGAUGAGCCUAUGACUACGUUCUAUAAGUGUGUUAAUUGUGGCCAUAGAUGGAAAGAAAACUGA
Arxiozyma heterogenica is the source of this 333-nucleotide messenger RNA. RefSeq names its product DNA-directed RNA polymerase III core subunit RPC11 (gene RPC11). The record is from RefSeq and is a predicted model, not a curated record. Gene Ontology annotation, molecular function: zinc ion binding; nucleic acid binding. Gene Ontology annotation, cellular component: RNA polymerase III complex. The coding region runs from base 1 to 333 and encodes 110 amino acids. The transcript has a single exon. Lineage: Eukaryota; Fungi; Ascomycota; Saccharomycetes; Saccharomycetales; Saccharomycetaceae. Gene Ontology annotation, biological process: DNA-templated transcription; termination of RNA polymerase III transcription.